Coniosporium apollinis CBS 100218 is the source of this 3195-nucleotide messenger RNA. RefSeq lists its product as uncharacterized. The transcript is spliced from 5 exons. Gene Ontology annotation, biological process: DNA-templated transcription; regulation of DNA-templated transcription. Bases 1 to 3195 code for a protein of 1064 amino acids. Lineage: Eukaryota; Fungi; Ascomycota; Dothideomycetes. The record is from RefSeq and is a predicted model, not a curated record. Gene Ontology annotation, molecular function: DNA-binding transcription factor activity, RNA polymerase II-specific; DNA binding; zinc ion binding. Gene Ontology annotation, cellular component: nucleus.
AUGGAUUCGUCCCAGUCGUCCCAGUCGUCCCUCAGCCCUACAUCUAACUGCCGAGUCAGCACGAUUGCCGGCCGUCCAAUCAUCAGCUCCACAACUCACCGGCCACAACCAAGCAAGCAAGCUCAACAGCUUCCAAAAGCGACUUCUGUGCUCCGUAACGGCGACUAUCUCGAGGUCGAGCAACCUCGACGCGCCGCCAACAUUACUUCGCCUGCACCGCAGACAUCCACCCUCCCACCCAGGCCCACGGCUUCUUCUGGUUCAAAUAGCGAAAGCCCGCUCACUGCGCGCCCCCCACCGCUCCAGCCCCCGAAUCAUUCCCCGUCCUCUGCUCACGCCAUUCAAAGCCCUCCCAAGCCGUCUGGGUUGAUUGCGCACAGUGAAGGACAUCUUCCGGAGGCGGGCGCGCGUCGUGUGGAGCAACCUCGUAUGAGGUCGUCCAUCGCGUGCGCUCGUUGCCGCAGAUCCAAGGUCAAAUGCAUAAACAGUGGUGUCAAUACGCCCUGUAGGGCUUGUGAGACUACCGGCCGAGAAUGCACGUAUCCACCGCCAGCAGUCCCUGGAGGCAGUGGCUUGAAGCGUGAGGGAAGCGUGAGCGGCUACGCAGGAGCUGACGCAGCUGCGUUCGGGGAGACGCCCAAGCGACACCGAGCGAAGAAAAGUACCACCUCCAUCCCAACUGCUACUGCGAUUAAGAACAGUCCUCGACUCGAGAUCGACGCGCUAGAUACUGCUAUCUUGACUCCAAAGGUGUGGGCCGAGCUGUUCGAGAUUUAUCAGCUCCAUUUCUCGACAGACUUGCCAUUUCUACAUGCCCCGACAUUCCUCAAAUCGCUACGGCAGUCCGCGUUGCAUUCGUCAAACUAUGGCGUCCCCGCUCAAGAUAGCGAAAGCUCAACGCCUUUGCCUCCGGCUUCGCCAGUUUUAUUGUUGGCCUUCCUAACUCUGACUUCCCGUUUCCACCCGCAGCUCGUACUCUAUCUUUCUCCUCCAACCGCGACUCGCCCAAGUCAGCCCCUCGUUGCAGCCGAAUACUACUUCCACGCAGCCAAGGCGCGCGCAGAGGGGAUGUACGGUGAGAACACAGGGGUCUCUGAUCUCGAGCGCACACAAGCUCUUCUUAUGCUUGCCCUUCACGAGUGGGGCAUGUGUCGCGGCGUCCGUGCCUGGCUUGCCGUCGGUGUGGCCAUUCGAUCAGCGCAGGUACUUGGCUUGCAAUUUGAGCGGGAGCUGGACGAUAUACCAAUCGCUACGUCUCUGGCCAUGAGCGCCGAGGCAGAACAUAUGGGUAUAAAUCCGCACCGUAGAAGCUCCUCGUUCGGCAAGGGAGGUGCUUUCGUCGAGCAAGAGAUUCGGAGACGCACUUUUUGGAGUUGUUUUGCCAUGGACAGAUAUCUCAGCAGUGGAAAAUACCGACCUCAGAUGCUCAACGUGAGCGAUCUUCAGGUGCAGCUGCCGAGCAGCGAAAGGGCAUUUCUUUUUGGCGAAAAGGUUCGAACGCUUCAGUUGGGUGAGGAGCUUAAUGAUAUGACUGGCAGAGUGGAGGCGCAGAGCCAUCGUCGGAGUUCAAUGGUACUGAGGACUGACGACCGCGAGGACGAAGAGAACGGCAGAUGGGAAGUAGGAGCCGAUGAAGGUGCUCUCAGCCGUUACCUGAAGAUCCUGGAUCUCUACGGUAGAAUAGUCAAAUGGUCUUGUGCCGGAGGCAGAAGCAGACGCGAGCAGUACCCGCCUUGGGACGAACGAUCGACGUUCUACGAGCUGCAUCGCAGCUUAAAUGCGUUCGACCUAUCACUCUCACGACACCUGACUUUGUCGUCAGCGAACACUUCGGCUCAUGUUUCCCAAAGAACAUCAACUCCGUACGCAUUGAUGCACAUGGUUCAACUCCUCUGUAGAAUUAUCUUGCAUCGGGAAUAUGUUCCUUUUAUCCCAUUGCGGUGUACCAGACCUCAAGGUCCACUCGACCCACCACUGUUUCCGGCUGACAAGUAUACGGUCCCCACCGGCUUCUGGGAGCAAAGCGCGCGGGAACUCUUCAGAGCGGCGCGCAAUCUCAUUGACUUAGCAAGGACAUGUCACGAGUGGGGCGUACUUGUGGAAACACCAAUCGCCGGGUUCGCAAUUUACACGGUAGCAUUUGUCGGCGUCUAUGCUAUCAACUUCCCCUGGAUGGACCCGGACGGCUACAUGUGCAAGCGGUAUCCAUCUGCAAACUCACGUACUGACGAGAUGACUGUAACCGAGACCGGCUCCGGUGCAGAGGCUGCUCGCAAAGCGCUAGAACUCGUAGGCCACAUGCGAACUCGGCUGCAAAUGGCAGACGGCUGGUUCAGGACGAUCAGACGCUGCCACACGUAUUUCACCCGGAUCAAGAAAGAUUUCCGCCGCAACGCCAAGGCCCUGGCAGAGUCAGGCCAUCCCCCAGAAUCUUACCGUCAACUGAGUCUGCGCGAAGGGGGCGUCGGCGGCGGACUGGAGGAGUACAGGCUACUGGAACGGACCCUGCAGGAAUUCGGCAACCUGCAAGAUGAGGAUGACGACAUGCCUGACGCCACAGACGAAGACGCAGUCGGACUUACUCGGUCCAUGUACGACGGGAGCGAAGAAGGGAGUGCGGCCGUGAGAAGCGAGGUCAUGGAUCUACAAGAUCCAGCCCCAGAGAGCGCGGGACUGCGUCAGGAGAGGUGGAACGCAAUCAACACCGUUGCUGCAGCCGCUAGUGCAAAUCCCCCGGGCCUAACGCCUUCAGCCUCCACCGUCUCGACACCGCAGUCUCAAUACACCAUUUCGCAGUCCGGAGACCGAUUCCGCUACCACCAGUCCGGGGCGCCCUACGGAACCUCGUCUCCGAACUCGCUCUCCACACCAGCAACAUCAGCCCCCCACAGCCUCCCAAUGUACAGCCAGAUCUUUCCCACCGCCCAAGCCGCCCCGCAACGAGCGUCUCACUCGCUCCAACAACAGCUCCAUCCUCCUGCGCAGCCGCAGCCGCCAACUUCAGCACCACCGUCAUGGAGCGAGAAAGAAAACUGGCUCAACAAUCUCGACACGCGCUUUGGCGGCGACGACAUCGCGGCCUUUGUCGCUGGCAACAACUGGGAAGACUGGGCUAGUUCGGCUGCGAAUGCAAAGGGAGCGAGUGGCUGGCUUAACGCUGUCUGGGGCGGGGCGGCGGCGGCGAAUGCGGCGUGA